Molecule: messenger RNA, 2822 nt
Organism: Fundulus heteroclitus (mummichog)
Lineage: Eukaryota; Metazoa; Chordata; Actinopteri; Cyprinodontiformes; Fundulidae
Product: protein shisa-5-like
Exons: 4
Coding region: 166-597 (143 amino acids)
Source: RefSeq, a predicted model, not a curated record
CUCCAUGUGUUGAGGAAUGCUGUUUGGUUUGUUGUUAGUGGGUGGGACAUACAGGUUCCAACAGUAUCAUACUGCAAGUCCAACUUAUUUCCUCGGUAGUGUGUUUCACGGCAAUCACCUCAGGUGUUUAGGUUAAGAUUUUGGGUGUUUUCUGGUACCUUUAAUAUGAGCUACUAUUAUGGUAGGUUACUGGGAGCCAUUCUUGGUGCAGUUAUUCCCAUCAUCAUCAUCUGUGUGUGUGUUGUCGUCUGCUGCAUCGCUCCAUGUUGCUUGUGCUACAAGAAGUGUCGAAAACGCAACCAAAGACAGAUUGUGGUAACAAACACUGUAGUCAGCAUGCCCCAACCUCCGUACUCACCAAAUGGAUAUCAAGGACCUCCCCCGAGCUAUCAGGCAGUGCCGGGACAGGAGAGCCUGCCGCUGCCCACUGCCCCGCCACCACCAUAUACGGAGAGCGCUUCUCCAUCAUACCCUCCAAUUCCCUUCGCGCCAGGGCAGCCAGUGUACCCUCUGACUCCUCCCAAGCAGCCUUACUCGCCUGCAGAUGAAUGUGUACAGUCACCCUACAACCCCUCAUAUUAUGGACCACAAUACUAAGCUGAAAGCUGUUUACUCAAUCAAACUGUAUAUUUCAAAGGGCCUCGUGUCUAAAGCGUGUCUCUGCACAAAAUACAUGCAGUGGAGUGUUUAACGCACAACUUGGGAUGUACAAAAAUGAACGACGCAUGGAAUCUUUGACUUGUAAAACUGUGUGCUAGCUACGCAAACUUUUACUUUCGACAAUAACAAAAUGAGUACAAAAUAAUAUAAUCAUAUUUAGCCCCAAAGAAUAACGUUACACAUUUGAAAAGAGUCAGGUGAAAACUGCAAAUAUUCCUCUGUCUUUGUCGUGUGUAGAUGUAAAUGCGCACAGUCAUCCCUAAGCUGUUCCAAGCAUGCAGUAUGGGCAGGGAGGAGCCAGGAAAGUCUGAGUGGGGUGCCCAGAAUGGAUGCCCUUUUUAGGGUGCCGUACAUGUCUCACUAGAAAGUACAGGCUGAUUUAAGGCAACUAAAAUAAACACCUCAGCAAUAUUUGGAGCGCAGGCAUUGGUGAAAAAGAUAAACUUAUUUAUGGUUUAUCCAGCUUGUUUUAUAUUUUUUCUGCAGAUAAAGUGAUACGACUCCCACAAUCUCGGGCAUACUGUCUUACAUCUUACCCUUCAUAGUCAAGCGUACCAAUUGCUUACAUUUUUCGUGACAAAGUCCUACAUAUCCCACACUUUCUGUCAGUGGGACGAAGCGGUGGAAUGGAUAGUAGCAUGUUUGAUGAGCUGAUUGAGGGCCAGGAGCCGUUUCUUCUCCAGCAGGCACUCACCACACACUUGUCAGCCUGCUUGGAGCAGCUAGUGCAUCAAGCGCUCUGUGACAUGUAAAACAGUUUGAUGUCCCGCCCAGCAGUUUAUAGUUUGACACAGUGUGCGCAGUCGUAAAAAUUGAGGUCUGCACGGAGUCCGUCUUGAGUCCGGGCGGGUGCCUGCAGACCAAUGUCUGGACUAAAUGAUAAUGGCCAACCAACCGGACAUUGUGAUCAUUGAUAAGCAGCAGAGGACAGCCAUUGUGAUCGAUGUGGCCAUCCUGAGUGAUCAGGAAAAAGGUGCACGAGAAACUGGAGAAAUACCAAGGGCUCAGGGAAGAACUAGAAUGAGCCUGGAAGGUGAAGACAACAGUAGUGGCUCAUCUACCUGGAGAAACAUCAGACAUCUCAGUCCAGAAGUGCGCAACCUUAGGAGCAGCUAAUAUCCUAUAUAUAUAUAUAUAUAUAUAUAUAUGUAUAUAUGUAUAUAUGUAUAUAUCUAUAUAUGUAUAUAUGUAUAUAUCUAUAUAUAUAAACAGCAUCUCAAAUAAUCAUCUUAAAUAAGCUAACUUAGUUUUCUAGCUUGUGUGCCACAAAAGAUGCAUUCUGCGAUUGUUGGGGUUUGCAGCAAAACGAUUAAACCAAAUCAUUCAAGUCUAGAGUCUUUGCUCGUCUAGACUCCACUUAAAACACUCAGAUUGCUCAGCUUUAGAGUGGAAAAGCUGUGUUCAUGGAAGCCAUGCUCACAGUAGGCAUUGGAAUGGCAAUUUUGCACAACUGGGCGGGUCAAGACACAUGUGAAUGUACGCAAUACUUCCCGUACAUCCGGAUUUAUCUAGGGAAUCUCUGCGGUGACAUGUCUAGGCAUGGUUUUAUACAUCUGAUGGUUUUUGUGUGCUGCAAAUUUCUAAAUUUCUCCCCACUGUCAACUUUUAGUACUAAAGCUGCACUCUGUUAAUGCAUGAGGCCCCUGGUUGAAGCAUUCUGUGAGAAUUUGUGAAACAUGUGGACUAUGUUAGGACACUAUCCUGGAAAUCUCACUUUAGGGUGAGUUUAAAUUAGAACUGAUGUGCCUCUGGAGAAAUUUUCAAUGUUUAUCAUUAAGUUUGAGUCUAGCAUUUUCCUGUAUGUAGCAGAUCUUUCUUUUCUUUUUUUCUUUUCCAGAUUACAAUAUCUCUUUCCAUUGGAUGUAAAAACAAGUUGACAAUAAAAACUACCGUAGACACUAACCUAAACUCAGCCUCAUCGAGUGCCCAGCCUAGCAGAGGGCGUCUCUGACUCUAUUUUUUUUUUUUUUUUUUUUUAAACUCAGUAACAGUUUUGUUCACUUUAAUAAUGCAUUGCAUGGUGCUCAGUUAGGUUGGGAUCACAUGAUGUACAUAUUUGGUAGUAUUAUUCCUGUUUGGCGGAUGAAUAUAUGUAUAAACUCUGCAGAGGCUCAUCAGUAAACUCCUAUUUUGAAAAAAAAUAAAAUAAAAUUUUUCCAGUG